AUGACACCCAAAAGCACCAGGCAACUGUUUCAGAUGAGGCAAACUAGAGACAAGGCUCAUCAUGUGCUCGUGCGCGCUGCAAAUAUUCAAAUGAUCCGCAACAUGCCAGAGACUGACGCCGCCCUCACCAAACGCCCAGAACGCAAGGGUGGAUUUGUUGUUGAGGAUAAUAUGAGGGCUCCAUUCACAUUACAGGAUUAUGUGAAAGUUGGAGCUGAUUUUCGUCCAGGGAUGAAUCGUCCGGCCGGACAUGGUUUUAUCCAGGAGAUGCAGUCUCCUAUAAAGCAUAUCACCGAUCACAUGUCUCCAAGGUCAUGGGAAUUGCUGCGACUGCUUGUACUUGGUGGAUUGUAA
Messenger RNA from Cylindrotheca closterium, 354 nucleotides. The record is from the annotation of a GenBank genome assembly. Lineage: Eukaryota; Bacillariophyta; Bacillariophyceae; Bacillariales; Bacillariaceae.